This is a messenger RNA of Caenorhabditis briggsae, 1494 nucleotides long. RefSeq names its product Protein CBR-BRC-1 (gene Cbr-brc-1). Gene Ontology annotation, biological process: positive regulation of transcription by RNA polymerase II; negative regulation of fatty acid biosynthetic process; double-strand break repair via homologous recombination. NCBI's taxonomy places the organism in Eukaryota, Metazoa, Nematoda, Chromadorea, Rhabditida, Rhabditidae. The transcript has 7 exons. Gene Ontology annotation, cellular component: BRCA1-A complex; plasma membrane; BRCA1-BARD1 complex. Gene Ontology annotation, molecular function: ubiquitin-protein transferase activity; metal ion binding. The annotation marks the transcript as partial. The record is from RefSeq and is a predicted model, not a curated record.
AUGUCAGAGUUCGCAUCUCGAAUCGUAGAAGUCGUAGGAAAGCUACAAAAAGAGCUGAGAUGUGGAAUUUGCUGCUCAACAUUCAAAGACCCAGUCCACGCCACCUGCCAUCACAGCUUCUGCCGAUCUUGCCUAGAUUCCUGCUUCCAGCGAAAACGAAAAGUCCAAUGCCCAAUCUGCCGAACAAUUCUGGACAAACGAAGCUGUCGAGACACCUUUCAAAUCACACACGCCGUGCAAAACUAUCUAAAACUCGCGGAAGCUUUCAAGCAAGAUAUUGAAAAUAUGAAGACGUUUCGAACAUUACCACCUGAAAAGGCGUUCUUGGAGAGUCAAAUGCCACUGGACGUCACUAUUAUCCCAGAAAACGAUGGAAAACGAUGCGCUCCGGAGUUUGCGAUCCCCUUGUUGCCGGCGAGACGAAAAAGAGCAAGCAAACCUGCAGAACCAUCUACCUCCGAUCCUCCCACUGAAUUCAGCGUUUUCGCUGUGCCAAAAUCGCCACCGAAGAAAAAGUCAGUGCUUGAAAAGCCUGAAAGGACUGAAUCUAAAGCCACGCCACCAAAAAAGAUAGAUUCUGGAACUACAACAGAUCCUUUGAAAGUCCAACUUGCCGAACUGCAAGCGCUGGACAUACAGGAAUAUAUAGACGCCUUCCAGCAAUGCGGCGAGGACGAUGAGAUAGAUGCACUUUUCAAAGUGAUGCCAACAUUGAGAACGUUUAUUCGAAAGAACGUCAACCAAAUCAUCAACAAGCUUUGCGUCACGAUUCCAGCCACUGAAAAACGAAAAUCCGACAAGCGAGUCUCGUUUGCCAGCAGUCAGGAGCUUGAGCAGCAUCGGUAUCCGGAUCCAGUAGAAUCUGUGGAAACUGUGCUAGACGAACCAGUGGUGAUAAGGCCGAAGCCGAAAUCAGCAGAAGGAGAACAGGAUGAGGUUGUGGAGGAUUCAGAAGGAGAGGACGAUGGAGAUACACAGGAUAUCGCAGAGAUUACUCAAGUAGGCUUUAAAUCACUGGAGCUAACCAAAUCACUAGAAUUUUUCAGUUCACGGAAGGCGACGACACCGAGAAGGCGGUUCAAAGCGAGGCGGAUCGAGUGGACGAGGAGCUCUCCAGGCUGCCGAAGACGAUCGUCUGCUCCAGAAUCCAUAACGAUCGGGACGAAGUAUAAUUUAAUAAAAACAACUUUCAGACGAUCGUGUAAUUCCGCAAAAAUCGCUAGCCUACAUCCAAGCGAUCGCUCGAAAAUGUAUCAUCGUUGGACGCGACACCUCAUCGAACUGGUUCAACUGUGUGGCGGCGAGAUACUGAGCAGUUAUGAGAAUCAGAAGCCGGAAAAUCUGUACAUAAUAUUCUCGAAAAACUCGGAAGCAAUCGGUGAAGCACGCAACAUGAAGGCUCUGUACAACUGUCAAGUGCUCACAAUGGAAUGGGUUUUGGAUAGUAUCAGCGAGUAUUCGAGACUUCCAACGGAGACGUAUCAGGCGGUGGAU